Molecule: messenger RNA, 3254 nt
Organism: Varanus komodoensis (Komodo dragon)
Lineage: Eukaryota; Metazoa; Chordata; Lepidosauria; Squamata; Varanidae
Gene: WDR89
Product: WD repeat domain 89
Exons: 2
Coding region: 1347-2498 (383 amino acids)
Molecular function (GO): protein binding
Source: RefSeq, a predicted model, not a curated record
AAAGGGGGUUGGCUUUUUGCCCCCUAACAAGUAUAUUCCUAAAGUGGAUCUUGAUGUUAGACUUCUGUGUUGUGAGGCAAGGGAAUUCCGAACCACUCUACUUGGGAAAAGUUGGAAGAGGAGGGAAAAUUCUGAGGUUGAUGGUGCCCUUUCAUAUCACAGAGGAAGAUCACACUUUGCACGCUACUCCAUAUGUAGGAAACUCCCUGUGGGUGGGAGUCUAGUCCAAGCAAGGAUUCAAGGAAGUGUGUUGGGCUGGUAUUGGUUAAUUCUGGAUUUCAAGAGAGAUGGUUUAUUUUUCUUUUGUAUGAAGAAUAACAUUCAAAGUAGCAUUCCCCGCUGCACUACGAAGCAGGCUCCCUCAAUUUGGACCUUGAUUCUCAUCAGCCCAGGUGGCCUGGACAAGGGUCAGGAAUGAUGGGAUCUGUAGUCCAAAACACCUGGUGCAUACGAGGUUCAGAAAGGCUGUUCUGAAGUUUCACACUUCCCAGCACCAUCAUCUUUCAGUGAGAUGUACUGCUGUUAGCCAAUGAUAUGGAAAGCAGGUCUUCUGGAGUUUAAAUGCCACACCAAAGUGGUCCUUGGCUGUGCUGUAACAUGAAGUGCACCUGCUUACUGUACAGGUAGCCUCCGGCCAGAUUCCUUCUAGGUGUGUUGGCACUGCAGGUCCUAUGAUUCACCAACAAGCGUGUGCAGGGCAUCACAGGUCUCUUUCGCUGAGAGCCAGCAGCCACGUAGUGCCACCAAAUGGACUCAUUAAGGAAUGGUUCCUCCUUCCAGUUGAAGAGCUGUGUGGCAGGUUUAAAAUAAGACACCCUCACAGAACAGACUGAUUUUUUUCAGCAGCUUUUCAGAGUUCUCCCAGCUGGCCACCAUGCAUAAUGUUGUGGCUGGACUCAUGUUUGGAGCUGCCAGGACAGACCAUGCCUGGCCAGAUCGGUGACCACUGGCUUCCAGAUAGGUUCUUGGCUCAGUUCAAGAUGUUGUGGUUGGCCUUUAGAGUGCUGAAUGCCCAGGUUCUCCUGCCAUACAGUUCUGCUCAUAAUCUCAAGCCAGUUCCUUCUCGUCCUUUUGCCAGAAGAAAUGCAAUUGUUUGGAAAAUUGAAGAGGCCUGUUUCAGUGGUGGGAUAGACUUGCAAAAAAACCUUUGUUUUGCUCCUUUUUGCUGUCUUUGAAAUAGGCCACAUGCAUGUUUAGUCAGAAAAAAUCCUACAACUCCCAACAUCCUCCAGCUAGCCAGACUUCUUUCUCUCUGUGGAUGCACAGGAUUGUUCCAAGGACAGUCUUAUUCUGAUGGGCAUUUUUAAGGCACCUACCUUUUUGAUGCAGUUUUAGUCCCAGUUGCUAUGGAGAAGAUCAAAGAGCAAUUUUCCAAUCUCCACAUAGCAAAACGGUGCACGUUAGCAGAAGACCCAACUUACUUCCUGGACAUAGAUAUUUCAAGGGGAAAAAAGAGUCAUUUAGUAGCUGUUUCCUGUUCCAGCAAAUCAGUUGGUGUUUACAAUAGAGAGACAUUAAGCUUACUGCGAGAAUAUAACAGCCAUCCUGGAUUGCUCCAUGGUGUCAGAUUUGCACAUGUGUGUGAAGGUGCCUUGUUUUCAGCCUGCAGUGAUGGAACGGUGAAAUGUUGGGAUACCCGAGUAGCUACGGUAGAGCCAGUACAGUUGUUUUGUGGCUCUCCUUCAGAUGUCUUCAUCAGCUUCGAUAUAAGCUGCAAUGACCUUAUCCUAUGUGCUGGCACAGAGAAAGUGGAUGAGGACACCUUCAUUGCAUUCUGGGAUGCCAGAGGAUGCACAAGCAGCCCCUCUUCCAGCAAAGGGCCCCUGGGCGUCUAUUCAGAGUCCCACAAUGAUGAUAUUACUAAAAUAUGUUUUCAUCCCACCAAACCAAACUGGGUACUUUCAGGGUCCACUGAUGGAUUGGUGAACGUGUUUGAUAUCAACCAGGACAACGAAGAGGAUGCUUUGUUUUCAACCUGUAACUCUAAUUCAUCAGUAAGUUUUGUUGGAUGGGCAGGAAAGGACUGUCAGCAGGUCUACUGCAUGACGCAUGAUGAAGGAUUCUGUUGGUGGGAUCUCACCCGGCUGGAGACCGCAGAGCCAAUCACAUUGUUGCAUAUUCCAGAUGCCAGAGAAGCAGUCAAUGCAGGAAAUGCCAAGCUGGACUACUUAAUUGGUGGUUUGUAUCAUGAAAAGUUGGGGAAAUUGUCUGUUGUUGGAGGGAUGUCAACAGGCAGCCUGUAUUUCAUGGAUUGUUGUGCUGAUGGCCUGAACUGUGUGGGAACCCUUCAAGGAGGACACUCGGCCACUGUGCGCUCUUUCUGCUGGAACAUGGAGGAUGGUUCUUUGUUGACUGGUGGAGAGGAUGCACAGUUGUUGCUAUGGAAACCUGGAGCUGUGGAUAAAAUCUUUGGGAAGAAGACUUCUUUGAAGGCCACUUCUUCUCUUCAUCAGCGAGUGAGAGUCCGCCAAAACUAUUUCAAGAGCAAGAAAAAAUGAUGUUUUGUUAAGUCGGGACAAGAGCUAUCUAAUUUGUUGCAAGCCUCUUUCUUCAAUCUGCAUGGCCAUGGUGGCUAGGGAUGAUAAGAGGUGGAGUCCAACACCUCUGGGGGAUGACUGGGUUGAGGAAUGUUCUAGUGGAAAAACUGGGCUAGUGUGUUGUGGUAAGGACAACAGAAUCCUGUAGCACCUGACAUGAGCUUUGACGGACUAGAGUCUACUUUGUCAAGUAUACAUUUCCACAGUAAAUUAGUGUUUCCACUUUUAAGGGCUGCCCUUUUAAAAAGCUGAACUGCUACUUGCCAUGCUAGAUCAUUUGGAGGUAUGUGAUUUACAAUUUAUCAUUUGGGGGUAUGUGCAUCAUGAGCAAGUAGGAGUCUCUCCUAUCAAAGAGUAGGAGAGAUUUACCAAAGAAAAAAAUUAUCUUUUUUUUCUUGUGACUGCCUCACUUUAAAUGUUGUUCUUAUUUAUACAGCCUAAAUUUUAUGUUUUACAAAAAGAAAGGGGUGUGUGUAUGUCAAAAGAAGAGCCUGUAGAAGAAAGUAAAAGGGAAAAAACCCUGACCUACAAUAAUGGUGUCACAAUAAUGCCUCAAAAUAAUAAAACAAGUGCUCUUCCCUUCUUCCAUCCCCUUCAUUUUGUGGAAUUUGAUGCCUCAUUUGGUUUGUAAUGAAUGUCUUGGAUUCUGUAGGAUGUUAAGAACACAAUAGUGAAAUAUCCCUCUGUUUGGGAAAAAUAAAAAAGAGUAAAUUAAAA